Molecule: messenger RNA, 1015 nt
Organism: Anas platyrhynchos (mallard)
Lineage: Eukaryota; Metazoa; Chordata; Aves; Anseriformes; Anatidae
Gene: UCN
Product: urocortin
Cellular component (GO): extracellular region
Molecular function (GO): hormone activity
Source: RefSeq, a predicted model, not a curated record
GGGACCGGAGAGAGCUGGGCCUGACCGCUGCCGGGCUCCCCGCUCCCCGCCACGGGCCCGGUGCCCCUCCCGCCCCCGCCCCCCCUCCGGUCUGUGCGUGCCCGGUGCUGACGUCAGCCCGAGCUCCGGGACCUAUAUAAACCCCGGCCGCGCCGCCGGCUCAGCCCCCGCGGGACCGAUCGUGCUCCACCGGCAGCGCAGCGGCAGGAGACCGGGGACAGCGCACCGGGUACGGGACGGUGCACGGGGCGGGGGACGGAGCGCGGCACAGGAGCGGCGCAGCGGGGACGGGACGGGACGGGACGGGGGUGCGGGGUAGCGCGGGGGGCUCGGGACGGGGCUUGGGGGGCACGGGGCGGUGCUGGAGCCGGGCAGGACGCAACGGGCAGGGACGGACCCCUGCGAGCCGGUCACCGCACUGCCGGUUGUGAGGCUCCCCUCGGGUCCCCCGGCUCCCGGGGCCGCCCCGGGGCUCCCGGCCCUCGCUGAGCCCCCGGCCCCGCAGGUGCGGACGGAGCCGAGGAUGCGGCGGGCGCUGCUCACCCUCCUGCUGCUGCUCGCCCGCCCGCCGCCCGCCGCCGCCCGCCCCGCGCGCCCCGACGGCACCGUCGCGGGGGCCGCCGCGGGGGCCGGGGCCGGGGCCGAGGCGCGGGGCCGCCCGGUGUGGCCGCCGCUGGCGCUGCCGCCCCCGGAGCCGUGGCGGGCGCGGCGGGACGAGCCGCCGCCGCUCUCCAUCGACCUCACCUUCCACCUCCUGCGGCACCUCCUGCUGCUCGCCCGCGCCCAGAGCCAGCGCGCCCAGGCCGACAGCAACCGCCUCAUCCUCGACGCCGUGGGCCGCUGAGCGCUGCACCGGCACCGGGACCGCGACCGGGACUGGCACCGGCACCGAGCCCGCUGCGCCCGCCUCGGCCUCCGCUCCGGGGGCGCGUGGGUGCGGUGCCGGCCCCAGCACGGUCCCGGCCAGGCCCGCAUGUGCUGUUUGGCCGGCACCGAUUUUGUAAUAAAACGUGGU